GGUACGUCCUCCUUCACUGCCUCCAUCUUUCUCCUCCUCCUCCUCCAGGUUCUCUCUCUCUCUCUCUCUCUCUCUCUCUCUUCUGUGCGUGUUCUGUUCCAGUUUUUCUGGAAUCAUUCUUGAUCCUGUGAUGGUAGUUUUUCGAGUGUGGUCUGAGGAGGAGAACUAGGAGGUGUUGCCAUUGCAGAUGCUUAAAAGCAGUCAGCCAUGGAAGCAGCAGGGAUCCAUCACCCACCUCCUCACCUCCAUCUGGCAAGUACAAAGAAAACCAUAGCAUUUGUUUCCUGUUGACUACCAAGUUGGGAUCAUUGUUGCCAGAAGAGUAAGAGUUGUGGUCAUCAAGAUUAGCGAGAGAUUGUUAAAAAUAAUCUUUAUCUAGUUAUUAGAUUCUAUGUCAAAGCUGCUACUAAUUGCACGUUUGUUAGUAGCACAAUGAAGUGCACAAUGAAGUCCGGUAUUUCGUACUAGUUGUAGGUGAGUAGAUUCAUGCUAGUAACAAUGAUAAAAGUAGCAGUGUACAAGUAGCAAGUUCAGCAUGGUUCUGAGUCCGAGAGGUUUGAUACUCUGUCUGAUCCAUAUUAUUUGUCGCUGUACAAUAUGAAUCAGAGGAAGUAUUUCUUUUUCAAAAAGGGAAAUACGCCCCUUUUAAUAAAAUUGGUCAUAGCAGAGGAUACUUAGUGCCACUAGGAAAUACAUUGGUCAUAGCAGAGGUUUUACUGUACCACGUAGGGUGGGGAUUCAAGAUACACUAAUGACGGAACAGUUGAUGUUAACGGACAACCUGCUGUUAAGGCGAGCACAGGGAACUGGAGAGCAUGCUUCUUCGUCUUAGGUAUCCAAUUCAGUGAAUGCUUGGCCUUCUUCGCGAUCUCCAAAAACUUGGUCACCUACCUUACCAGCGUGCUCCAUGAAAGCAAUAUCGACGCGGCCAGAAAUGUGUCGACUUGGUUUGGCACCACAUUCUUUACGCCGCUUAUCAGAGCUUUCUUGGCCGACACGUAUUGGGGGAGUACAAGACAUUAGUGGUUUUCCUCUCAGUCUACAUCGUCGUAAGUGAAACAUAUGUUGUUGAUGUGAACCAAUAGACACAGAGGUCCGAGGAAGCACCGCCUUUUUUUGAAAGAAAUUAUGUUGUGAGCAUUCAUAAACAACUUCCAUGUGUUUUUUUUUUUUGCUACGGGAUGCUUCUGCUGACGGUUUCAACGACACUCCCAUGGAUGAUGCAAUCAUCCAACCACGGUGAGAUUCACCGUAUCACCGUCUAUGUUGGACUGUAUCUUACAGCCCUUGGCAACGGUGGCAUCAAGCCCUGCACCUCCCCUUUUGGCGCUGACCAGUUUGACAUCACGGACACGAUGGAGCGGGUGAAGAAGGGCUCAUUCUUCAAUUGGUUCUACUUCUUGAACACUAUUGGCUCCCUUUUGUCGACCACUGUGAUCAUCUGGGUGCAAGACAAUGUUGGGUGGGGAUCGGCUUUGCGAUCCCCAUGAUCCUCACGAGUCUUAGUUUCAUGGUGUUCAUCGCAAGUAGGAGGAUGUACAGAUACAAGUCAAAAGGAGAAAGUCCCAUGACAACAGCUUCCCAGGUUGUUGUUGCAGCUGCAAGAAAUCGCCAUCUGAAGUUGCCUGAGGAUUGCACAACCUUGCAUUACCCGCCUUCAUCACCAUCGGAGGCUACAUUCAGUGUUCAGCAUACCACUCAGUUCAGAUUUUUGGACAAGGCUGCCAUUGUAUCACCAUCGACACAGGAGAAGAAAGGUGUGGCGACGAGCCCAUGGAGGCUAUGCACACUCUCUCAUGUUGAAGAGGUGAAGAUGCUGCUACGUCUGUGCCCUGCAUGGGCGUCUUUGCUGGUCUUCUUCAUGAUCACGGCACAGAUGUCGUCGACGGUGAUUGAGCAGGGUAUGGCAAUGGACAACCGCGUGGGGUCAUUCGCCGUGCCACCGGCCUCCCUCGCCAGCUUCAAUGUGGUUACCACACUUGUAUUGAUCCCCAUAUAUGAAGUCGUGCUAGUGCCCCUGGCUCGGCGCGCCACUGGCGAGGACCGAGGUCUCACACAACCGCAGCGCCUUGGCGUCGGUCUCACGUUGUUGUGACGUCCGGGUAAUUAAGCUACAGUGAUCCUCUGCUAAUG
This is a messenger RNA of Triticum aestivum (bread wheat), 2133 nucleotides long. Its product is annotated as protein NRT1/ PTR FAMILY 8.3. Gene Ontology annotation, cellular component: membrane. NCBI's taxonomy places the organism in Eukaryota, Viridiplantae, Streptophyta, Magnoliopsida, Poales, Poaceae. The transcript has 3 exons. Bases 1487 to 2095 code for a protein of 202 amino acids. Gene Ontology annotation, molecular function: transmembrane transporter activity. Gene Ontology annotation, biological process: transmembrane transport. The record is from RefSeq and is a predicted model, not a curated record.